This is a messenger RNA of Fonsecaea nubica, 2145 nucleotides long. RefSeq lists its product as hypothetical. Gene Ontology annotation, biological process: mRNA export from nucleus; regulation of DNA-templated transcription elongation. NCBI's taxonomy places the organism in Eukaryota, Fungi, Ascomycota, Eurotiomycetes, Chaetothyriales, Herpotrichiellaceae. The coding region runs from base 1 to 2145 and encodes 714 amino acids. Gene Ontology annotation, cellular component: THO complex part of transcription export complex. The record is from RefSeq and is a predicted model, not a curated record. The transcript has a single exon.
AUGGCAGCUACAAACGUUCCCUGCGUCGCAACCUACAAAUCCUUGAUCGAGUCCUGCAUUCAACGCCUUACUGAAGCACGGGAGGAUGGUGACAUUGAUACCCUCGUUCUUGAGGCAGACUGCGCGGAGCUGCUUGACCGCAUAAAAGCUGUUCGUGAUACAGUCCCUACGGAGACAAUCCAGAUACACAAUGCCGCAGUCGAAACAGUCUGUCGCGACACUGUUGUUGACAUAGUUGCGACAGUUGAUAUCUCAGCGCCGGCAUUCGCCCGGGUCUGGGUGCUUCUGGACAUUAUCAACAUCCUAUCCGACAACGAAUUGUGCGAACCGGGGUUGGGUUUCUGGCUCAUCGAAGAGCUGCUGGACAGCCAAACGAUUGAGGGUUGCAGGAAGGUCUUCGACUAUCUGGAAUCGCGGAGAGAAAGGAUGACGGCGAAGCACUUUAAACAGAAGAACUUGGUCAUUCUGAGAUGUUGCAAUGAGCUACUCAGGAGGCUAUCGCGGGCUGAAGACACCGUCUUUUGUGGACGAGUCUUCAUAUUCCUCUUCCAGAGCUUUCCCCUCGGCGACAAGAGCUCGGUAAAUCUACGUGGUGAAUUUCACGUGGAGAACAUUACUGCCUUCGAUCCGACACCUAUCAAAUCGGAAGAUGCGAUCAAGCCGAUGGAAAUCGACACCGGCACACCACAAGCAACCUCUGGAACCCAUACUCCUGCGUCGAGCAGUCAAGUUCAGGAUCACGAUAAGGCGGCAAGAAACACACCAGUUCCGAAGAACUCCACGUCCGAGCCUAAAGAGCAGCCCCCCGAUCUCGACGUCCUGUAUCCCAAGUUCUGGUCGCUCCAAUCCUUCUUUUCUGCACCAACGAAGCUUUUCGACUCCGCCAACAUGGGUGCGUUCAGAGACGGCAUCGGACAGACACUCGCCUGCUUCAAGUCUGUCUCGAAUAGUUCUGGCUCUUCUACUAACCCUACCGAUGUCAAACGCGGUUUGAAGCGCAAGCGCAAUGAGGUUGACAAGACAUCAGCCUUGACUUCAACGUUCAGCCCCAAAUAUCUGACAAACAGAGAUCUAUUUGAUCUCGAAAUUCAUGAUAUUGCCUUUCGCAGACACAUCCUUGUGCAGGCACUGAUCAUGCUCGACUUCCUGCUCAGUCUCUCCCCAGGUGUUAAAACGAAAUUUGAAGGCCUGACUAACAAGUCCGUGCUAUACUCCUACAUACUCUCUGAAGAUGACACCAAAUGGGCACAUUCGACUCGUUCUCAAAUCGCAGCUUAUUUACAACAAGGUGGAAACGGCAACGAAGGCAAGUUCUACUACCGCAUGGUUGAUACAAUCUUGUCGAGAGACAAAAACUGGGUACGAUGGAAAGCUGAAAACUGUCCAUCAAUAUCGCGCGACAGUGUCUCGCCACGGAUCUAUCUCGAAUCUCGUGAUACGCUUACAAAGCUGGCUGAGGCCGCGCGAGCACCCCUUGUCAAUCCAUCAGGGGCAAAUGACCUAGCGUUUCUUUCGAAAAUUGAACCUCUCGAAGCCCUCAAGCAUCCAUCAAAACGCCAUCGGGUGCCCACUUUGGAGGAAUACUACAGGGGCAUUGACAGGGAUGACCUGGACAUGGACUUUGCGAUGACGGAGGACGAGAAAAAAGAGAUUGAGGAGAGAAAGGCUGGAAAGGUGUGGAGGGCAUUGCGUGCCAGCAAGAAUCGGUUCGUUAUGUGUGAGAAGGUCCAGUAUGGUGGUGAUUUGAAGGCUCUGCUGGGAGCGGACACCCUUGACGACCAAGCCGAGAAAGGCGGAGAAGUUGAAGCUGAAGCGGAAGAGAACAGAGCAAAGGCCGAAGGGGGCGAGAAUGGAACUGAGGAAGAGGCAGGAAACCGCCGCGACAAUGCGGGAACACAACCACAAGACGAAGAAGAGACAGGCAAUACGGUGCCUGAUCCGGAGACGGGCUCGCAGCAGCGAGCAUCAGAUUUGCCAGAGAUAGCCACAGUUUCCAACACCGAAGAUGCGGAAAUGACAGAUAUGCCUGAUCCGGGCUCUGCCAUCGACUCCUCUGGAAAGAUGGAAGAAACGAAGGACGAUGCCGUUUUGGAUCGUGCUGAUCGACCCUCGGGCGAUAGAGACCCAAACGGUGAGAUACAAUAA